Molecule: messenger RNA, 2079 nt
Organism: Paralichthys olivaceus (Japanese flounder)
Lineage: Eukaryota; Metazoa; Chordata; Actinopteri; Pleuronectiformes; Paralichthyidae
Source: RefSeq, a predicted model, not a curated record
UCCAAGUGUGGCCUUGUUGGAGUUAAAUCUUUGUGACCUGGAGAUGAUCUGGACUCAUGGUGAAGUCUUGUCAGUGUUUCCGAGCUCUCCGUCGCUGCCUGAAUCUCCUCUGAACGCUCAGUUUAAGAAGAAGGAACCCAGUCAUCCUAAAAAGAAAGGAGGAACAAAGGAGCAGCCUCUGGUUUUCCACACUAAAGUGAAGUCAUCUGGAUACACCACUGCCCCACGAAGUCAUAUGUUCUCACCCAAAACAAAUAUUCAGAAGAAUCCUUCCUCUAAGACGGCUAAAAAAAAUACAGGAUUACUUCUCAGAGAUUAUCCAGCAGACAAGGCAGCACCCACGAUUCCACACAGUCAUCUCACCAUCACUGACAAACCAGUCAACUGCCUUCAUUAUUCAGGUGAUGGAAAACACAUCCUGUGUGGUCUUGGCGACAGCUCAGUGUUACUGUACAAGUCAUCCCUUACCGGCAAUCCAGCUGUCUUCACAGGCCAUGAUAAACCAGUGAGCAGUGUUAGCUGGAGCCUCAGCAGACAGUGCUGGUUGAGUGCGUCAGAGGACCGGUCACUUCGAAUCUGGGCCGAUGGCAGCACAGAACCUGCCAUUAUCAUGGGUAGCAGCUCAUUCUCCAAACCCAUAAGAGGUGCUCAGUUUUACUACCUCGACAAAUUUCUGCUUUUUGCAUCAGGACCCUCUCUGUACUUGUACCUGUAUGAUGUGGACACCACACACGAUGACAUCAAGAGAUAUCAGCAGCGGAGUGCCGUCAAAUUGGUCAAGCACUUUACAACGGCAUCAUCAACAGACAUCACAGCCUUGUCUGCUGUCAACGAUUUCCUCUCUUACAUUGUCCUGCUGUGUGGUUCAGAUCGAUCCAUUCAGGUAUUUGAUAUGAACAGGAGCACAGUUGCCUCACAGCUGCUCGAUGCCCACAGCCGAGCUGCGCACUGCAUUUCACAGAACAAGGGCUCCAUGUUCAGCACACAGGCACCAGACUCAUGCAACCUCUUUCUCACCAGUGCAGUCACAGAUGGUGUGAAGAUUUGGGACCUCCGCACACUUAGAUGUGUACGCCGUUAUGAGAACCACGUAAAUCGCUGCCAUCCGUGCUCCUCAGCCAUCUCGCCGUGUGGGCGCUUCAUUGCGACAGGCUCCGAGGAUAACUCUGCCUACGUGUAUGAUGUCCGAAGCAGCAGCUUUCUACACAAACUCCAAAAACACUCAGACACGGUGCUCAGUGUGACGUUUAACCCUGCCACACCAGAGCUGCUGACUGGAACGCUGGAUGGAAAGCUGAGACUGUUUCAGCCCAGUAGUGGGGCCCUUCUGUCUCAUGACACCAGUGCUGCUGUGCAUAGUAUCCCCAACAUGACUGGGUAAUUACAGCAGGCUGCUGCAAGGACCAUGCAGGUUUGGUUAAAGCAGGACCAGCCCCCUGGCUAGGAUUUCACUGGGAAAGGAGACACACAGUUAACACAAUACCUUUGUUUUUUGCUGUUUGACCACUCAUUCACUUUAAAAAGUUGCACUCUUGUGUGAUCUGCUUUUUCAUACAAACAAAUGUGUCACCCAUUUCAGCGCGCUCAUCUUUGUUUAACUCCCAGUGUGUGCAUCAUCAGACCACUUUUACUUUUCACUGGGAUCCAAAGAGAUGUCAGUGUUUUGAUUGAGUAUCAUUCACCAAUUCCACCACAUUAUCCACAUUAUCGUGAUGCAACAUUUGGUCAGUUGCAGAUAAUUGCACCUAACAUAGGUCUAGAAUCAGAUUUUGUUUGCUCAGUAUGAGGAACAUAUUUUACUUUUAUAUUACUGCGUACUGUGAACAGUACUUAGCAGAUCGGCACACAAAGCGAUGACAUCAACUGGGUGCAACCAUUUAGGCUGCCAGACACACAGACGUUACUACUGUUCAUACUGACACACCCAUCCUCAUUGUUUGAGCUCUACAUUUAGUCCUCUUUGUCUUCUCUACAAAAUUUCACUUACACCUGAAAUAGAACAGAAUAAAAAUCUGGGAUUAUGACAAUGUGAAAUGUAAGAUUUACGUUGUUGUCAGUUUUUUUAAUAAAGCAUAAAUA